Molecule: messenger RNA, 719 nt
Organism: Punica granatum (pomegranate)
Lineage: Eukaryota; Viridiplantae; Streptophyta; Magnoliopsida; Myrtales; Lythraceae
Source: RefSeq, a predicted model, not a curated record
AUAAACACCGUUAUCUAAUCUUCGUCUUCACCAUCCAUCAGCCGCACAGCUCCAAACAUAUCAUAACAUAUAGUUGAUAAAUGGCGAUCAACAUGAGGUUGGCCUCAAUCUGUACGGUCGCAGUAAUUGCGUUACUGGUUUCCGCUAACAACCUCGGCCGUGCUUCGGCCCAGAGCGCCACCAACGUCAAGGCCCGGUACCAUUACUACAAUCCGGAGGAGAACCACUGGAGCCUCGAUGAUGCAAAGGCGUCCUGCGCCCCCUAUUACGACAACCAGCCGCUGACAUGGAAAAAGGCGUACGGCUGGACUGCGUACUGCGCGGCUUCCGGUCCAACUGGGCAAGCUGCCUGCGGUAAAUGCCUGAAGGUGACGAACGUGAAGUCUGGGGCUUCAAAGACGGUGAGGAUAGUGGACCAAUGCAAACGCGGAGACCUGUCCUUGGACGCUCUGGUCUUCCGUGAUCUCGACACCGACCACUCCGGUUUCGUGCAGGGCUACAUAACCGUGAACUACCAGUUCGUCAGCUGUUAAAUCUGAUCACGCGACGGACGGCCUUGACGCGCAUGAAUAACUAGUGUGAUGAUCGAUCUGAGCCGGAUUGUUCUACCAAUUAUUGUAUCCGAUGGUAAUAAAAUUCAGGGACUAUGUUGUAUUUAAGCGUGUGAAACGUUCGGUUUGCUUUUUACUGUUGAAUAUAUGGUGUUUGUGUGUGUCUAA